Meloidogyne enterolobii is the source of this 1622-nucleotide messenger RNA. Lineage: Eukaryota; Metazoa; Nematoda; Chromadorea; Rhabditida; Meloidogynidae. The record is from the annotation of a GenBank genome assembly.
UUCAAUAUUUAUCGUCUUAUGUAGACAGUACAAGAUGUCGAUUCUACAUGUUAGGGUUUUGUCGGCGUUCUCAUAGAUUUUUAUAAUACUUUUUAGCAGAGGAGUUCGUUUUUUAGUUUUGUUGCUUCAAAUAAAGGUCUCAUUGGUGGUCACUUAAUCUUUUAAAUACCACUUUAGUUUAUUCUCAAAUUUUCAUUAAAUUUUCAAUGGAAUCAGACGUUGAUUUUAGAUUCCUUUGAUUUUUUGGGGGUUGUCUUUCGUGUCUAGCAUUCGAGGAUUUAGUGUAUAUGUGGCUGAUGCUUCAUUCAACAAUUAGUUUUUGAAUUUCAGAACGCGGAAAUAGAAUAGACCACAAAAGUGACAAGAUGGUUUAUUUGUCUAAUCUUCCUUGGGAAUUGAAAUGGAUGGAACUGAAGGAUAUUAUUCGAGAGAAAGCCGGCGAGGUAAAUUUUGUUGAAAUGCUUGAAGACAGAGAUGGACGUUCAAAAGGAUGUGCCGUUGUUGAAUUUAAACAUAGGGAAGGGGCAAAUAAAUGUAUUGACAACAUGCACCGAACAGAACUUCAUGAUCGUUUGAUUAUUGCAAAGGAGAUUAGAGAUCCAAUUGCUUUCUUCCGCAAAGUAAAAGAAGACACUGGAAUUGAUUUUCUUGGUGGCGGUGAUCGUCCUGAACGUACUCGAGGAGCAGCUUCUGCUUUGAAUCGUGAUGGUGUCAGCACUAGUUUAAGUAUUAACGAAAGCGAAACUUUUGGUUUAAGUCCUUCGUUUUUGCGUCAAUUGGGAAUUGGAACACCUCUUUGCAACCGAGUUUUUGUCACAAAUAUUCCCUAUAAUUGUACUGUUGGCCGUCUUUUUGAUAUUUGUGCAUUAGCUGGAAAAGUAACAUGGAUGGAUCUACAGAUGGACAAAGAGGGAAAAACAAAAGGAAUGGCUGUUUGUGAAUAUUCGCAUCCUAUAGAAGCUGUUCAGGCUGUCUCAAUGUUGAAUGGGCAACGACUUUUGGAUAGAACUUUGGCUGUUCGAAUGGAUCGAUAUCCGAAGGAUAUUGAAAGACGCGACCCUGGUGGACUUCCGUUUGGUCUUCGUGGUGUUGGAAUGGGUUUGGGUGCGAAUGGAGCUCCUCUCACAGAUGUUGCCAGUGUUCUUUCAAAUAUGAAUUCUGUCCCAGUUUCCACUCCAAUUAAUGGAACCGUUGCUCCAGUAGCUACUCCUUUGUUGGCUACAGCUGUACCUGCCCCUUUGAGUUGGGGAGGAAUAACUAACCAAGUACCAAUACAAACCCUUCAACAAGUAAUUCCUCAACAAGAACAACAGAUUGGACAUUUUCAGUUUGAAUAUGGAAAUGGCAGUGGUUUUGGGUCGAUUGGUGGUUCUGCUUCUUCAGGUGGUGGAGGAAAUUAUGAAGUUUCUCGCAUUAUCCUCAUUAAAAAUUUGCCAGUCGACUAUACUUGGCAAAUUGUUAGUGAUCGCGUUCAGCAAUUUGGUGAUCUUGAAUCUGUCGAAAUGAUAACCCCAGGUGUCGCUAAAGUUCGUUUUGUUCAAUUAAAAGAUGCUGAAAGAGCUAAGGCUGCUUUACAAGGAACAACAGUCGAAGGGAGAAUGAUUAACAUUGAAUAUUUAUGA